This is a messenger RNA of Colletotrichum graminicola M1.001, 1752 nucleotides long. RefSeq names its product phenylacetone monooxygenase. The record is from RefSeq and is a predicted model, not a curated record. The transcript is spliced from 4 exons. NCBI's taxonomy places the organism in Eukaryota, Fungi, Ascomycota, Sordariomycetes, Glomerellales, Glomerellaceae. The coding region runs from base 1 to 1752 and encodes 583 amino acids.
AUGACACGACAAGACCCUCAACUCUCUCGACAUGUCGAUGCUCAAGGCAGCGGAUCUGGCCAAGCUACCAGAAGCAACGCCGCCUACACAAUACGCGAGGCGCCAUUCGCAGCACCGCGGCCUGUUCGUAUCAUCGGGGUCGGCGCUGGAGCCAGCGGGAUCAACCUGAUCCGCACCCUUAGAAACACGCUUGGCGCUUCAACAUACGAGGUUGUGGUCUACGAAAAGAACCAGAAUGUCGGAGGUACCUGGUUUGAGAACCGUUAUCCGGGAUGCAAGUGCGACGUGCCCAGUCACAACUACCAGUUCACUUGGAAGCCGAACCCGGCCUGGUCAAGCUUCUUCGCCCCCGCAGCCGAGAUCGAGCAAUACUUGUGCCAGAUUUGUGAUGAAGAGACGCUGCGGCCUCACAUCAAGACCUCACACCAGAUCGUAGGGGCGGUUUGGUCCGAGCCCAAAGCCAAGUGGGAUUUGCAGAUCAGGGACCUGGCGACUGAUAUUGUCUUUGAAGACCAUGCCGACUUUUUCAUCGACGCAACCGGUAUCUUGAACAAAUGGAAAUUCCCCGACGUAAAGGGCUUGUCCGACUUCAAGGGUACUUUGAUCCACAGCGCAAACUGGCCCGAAGACUUCGACUACGCCAACAAGACGGUCGCCGUCAUUGGAAAUGGAGCGUCUGGUGUCCAGAUUGUGCCAGCCAUCCGUGCCCACGUGAAGAGACUACACCACAUCAUCCGCACGCCAACCCUGAUCAUCCCGCCUCGCGUUGCAACAAUGAAGAUGAGUCCUUCGGCUUCUCUCCUUGAACAAAUUGAAAUGGAUGAGGAAGAGCGCUUCUCGGCGGCGACGAUUGCCAAGUUCCAGAACGACCCUGCCUUUUACGAGAAGUUCGCGCAGACCCUCGAAAUGGAUUCAAACAUCAAGUUUGCCAUUUCCCUUAUCUCCGGCAGCCCUCAACAGGCGUGGGCACUGGGGAAGACAAAAGAGUUCAUGACGGCGAUGCUAAGGGGUAAUGAGAAACUCUGCAAGCAACUGAUACCCGACUUUCCCCUGGGAUGCAAGCGGCUCACUCCAGCGCCGGGGUAUCUCGAGUCCUUCCACGACCCCAGGGUCGCUCUCCACACUGACGCCAUCGAGAGAUUCGUCCCGGAGGGAAUAAAGCUGGCCAACGGCGAGGUCCUCGAGGUCGAUGCCAUCAUCUGUGCCACAGGCUUUGAUUCUUCGUUCCGCCCUGCCUUCCCGCUUGUUGGGCGGCACGGCAACUUGCAGGACAUCUGGUCCGAGCAAACACCAAAGGCCUACAUGUCCCUUGGUGUUGCAGGCUUUCCCAACUACUUUAAGUUCUUGGGUCCCAACGCCCCAAUUGCACAGGGCGACGUUCUCACACUCAGCGAGCACAUCGCCACAUACAUCGCCAACGCGAUCCGCAAGUGCCAGACACAGGGCAUCCGUUCGAUUGCCCCGUCGGAAGCCGCCGUCGAGGACUACUUUGAGCACACCACCACCUUCAUGCCGCGUACGGUCUUCGCCGGGGGUUGCAGAUCCUGGUACAAGCAGGGCGAGGUCGAUGGCCCUGUGACGGCGCUGUACCCUGGCAGCCGUGCUCACUUCAUCCGCCUGCUGGAGCACUUCAGGGGCGAGGACUGGGAGUACACGUACGAGAACGCGAGGCAGAACCGGUUUGCAUACUUGGGCAACGGAUUCACCGCGCCGGAGAUGGCGAUACUCAAGGCUGGAGUGCCUAGUUCGUAA